AGCUGCCUCUCCAAUGGUGAGAACGUCAUUGGUUUGGAGAAUCACAUCAAGAAGGGCAAAAAGGUCGUCACAUUCGUCAAGAUACAACACAGAUGAAUACCAUUUACCUUGGGAAGUACCAUCAAACACAGACUCAUCUCACGCCCUCAGAAACUUUCUCCGACCAAAAAUCCAGCAACUCAAAACGUUCUCCCACUUACGAUUCAAAAGACGACAAAACAUCAAGGAUAAGAUGAGCCAGGAAGAAACAAAUCUUCUGGUUAAGAUGUCUGAGAUGUUGUCGAGAACGCCAAAAUUAGGGAAUAAUGAACUCCUUCAGCGUUUACAUUGGCUGAUAAAGGGAUGUGUUAGAGUGGUUGGUUCACCUUUUGGGACUUUASAAAGUAAUUCUGCGUCUGGUUUAUUGGCAAGACGAUACAACCCGUACAAUAACUCACAGAUUAGURCCCAUCUUCACUCUCAAUCAGUUUGCAAAGAUAUGCGUCAGGAAACGACUUUUCCAGGCAAGGAGGAAAAACACAAGGAGAAAUCAGGAGAAUGCUUUGGAAUGUGUGGCAUAGAUUGUUGGUGCUGGCCGUGGGUUUGCGGCGAUUGCUGCUUGCACAAAGGCUGCUUGCAGCAUGAUAAAUGCUGCCGAGAACAUAAUUACUUGUCCGUUUACUGCUUUUGUCCGUGGGUGUUUGGUUUUAAUUGCCAGCAAGGMUACCAUGGAUUUCCAGACUGUAUGUACCAGUGAAUA
This is a messenger RNA of Exaiptasia diaphana, 739 nucleotides long. RefSeq lists its product as uncharacterized. NCBI's taxonomy places the organism in Eukaryota, Metazoa, Cnidaria, Anthozoa, Actiniaria, Aiptasiidae. The transcript is spliced from 2 exons. The coding region runs from base 14 to 736 and encodes 240 amino acids. The record is from RefSeq and is a predicted model, not a curated record.